Molecule: messenger RNA, 1887 nt
Organism: Plasmodium malariae
Lineage: Eukaryota; Apicomplexa; Aconoidasida; Haemosporida; Plasmodiidae
Product: conserved Plasmodium protein, unknown function
Exons: 1
Coding region: 1-1887 (628 amino acids)
Source: RefSeq, a predicted model, not a curated record
AUGUCAACAGCUACACAGUUGGGGAUAUCAGAAAGAGAAUAUGAAGAAGCUUUAGCUGUAGAAAAAUUAUUUUUCAUAUCCUCAAGAGAAAGAUGUAAUUAUUGUAAUAAUGGAAAAUCAACGUUUGUUGAUACAUAUAAUUAUGAAUUUUUAUGUGAUAAAUGUUCAUAUAAAAGUAAACACAAAAAAAAGAUUGGAGAAGAUUCUAUAAGCUAUUAUGAUGUUCAAAAAUUAGAGCGCAAAUUUGGGGAUGCUUCUUCAAGUUAUAAUAACAAUAAUAGUAGUAAUUAUAACAAUUAUUAUAAUAAUAAACAUAGUCGAAAGUCAAAUAAUCAUCAUCAUCACCACCAUCAUGAUAAAAAAGGAAAAUCAAAAAGUAGACAUUCAUCAAGCAAAAAAUAUGUAGAAGAACUUUCAAAUGAUGAUAAUAGUUCCUCAUAUUCAUAUGAGGGAAAAUCAAGAAGAGAAAAGAAAAAAAAAAAAGAAAGAGAAAAAUAUAGAGAAAAGGAUAGAGAAAAAGAUAGAGGUAGUGAUAGGGACAGAAAAAAAGAUAAAUAUAACAGUAAUAGUAGUAAUAAUCAUAGUAAUAAAGAUAAAUAUUAUAGUAAAAAGAAAAAAAAAAGUGUCGAAUCCAAUGAUGACUUUGAUGAUGAUUUUUGUCUAAAUGAUUAUUAUGAUCAUACCACCCCUGGUAUGAUGGGAAUUAUGAAUUCAAAUAACUUGAACAGUUCAGAUUUUACUAAAAACUGUAGUAUCUUGGAUAGCAAUUUUCAAGAUUUUGAUAAUAAUAAUGGUUCUGGUAGUCAUAUAAACUAUAAUCAGAUGAAUGAUAAUAAUUUUAGCGAUUUUAACGCAGUCAGUAAUAAUAAUAUAAGUCAUACUAAUAAUUUAUCUUUUGAUCAUCCGCAUUUUACUAAUGAUAAUUAUAGUAAUUCAAAAUAUAUGAACACUCCAAAUAAUGAAUUAGUCAAUCUUAAUAAUAAUCCCUUAUCGCUGGACGAUUUUAAUCCUAUGCAUUUCAAAAGUAGUAGGAAUUUUUCAAAUAACUUUAACAUGCAAAUGAGUGAUGAGAUGGAAUUAAAUAAAGUCAAAUACAGUAACAAUAUAAAUGGUAGUACUAGCAGUAGUAGAAAUAAUAACAUUAGUAAUUGUAAUAGUAAUAAAGUAAGCUUGCAUGCGUACGAUCCGUUUGAUAGCGGCAUUAGUUCCGCACACAAUGACAAAAGUAGAUACAGUCAUAAUAAUCGUAGUAGUCAUAGUAAUAAUAAUAUUGUGGACAACUUAAAUUACUUUAACAAUUUGAAUUUUCCUAGUAACACUCAUCAAAACAGUAUGAACAAUAGAUUAUAUAUAUUGAACAAAAGGAAUUCGUUAAAUCCCAGUUUUCCUCAAAGUAAUAAUUCCAAUUCAUUAUACAACCAAUACUCAUUGGGGACAAAUCCAUAUGCGUUAAGUAAACAAAAUAUGAUAAAUGGAAAAAUGCUUUACGAUAAUAAUAAGAAUUAUAACACGAAUAAUAAAAAUAUCACUUCUUUUAUGUUAAACAGUAGUCAUAUGAGCAAAUCGAAUAGUAAUAAUAAUAUGAAUAAUAUUAAUAAUUGUGGUCUAGACCCACUAGAUUCAAAUAUGAACAACUUGUUUAGCUAUUGUAAGCACAAUAAUAUAAAUGAGCUAAAAACAUGGAAGAAUGAUGGUAACACGCAUAUUAAUAAUAAGAACAAUAAUAAUAAUAAUAAUAGUAUGUAUAACUCAGAUUUUUCACCUGUUACUGUAUCGGAUAAAAACCCAUUCUCCCUUCAGAAUAUUAUAUCAAAUACAAAAAAUAAAGAUUCACCCAGUUACACUAAUUCUUUAGCGGAUGAUAUGUAUAGGAACUUAUAUAAGUAA